Molecule: messenger RNA, 2146 nt
Organism: Hydra vulgaris (swiftwater hydra)
Lineage: Eukaryota; Metazoa; Cnidaria; Hydrozoa; Anthoathecata; Hydridae
Product: major facilitator superfamily domain-containing protein 6
Cellular component (GO): membrane
Molecular function (GO): transmembrane transporter activity
Source: RefSeq, a predicted model, not a curated record
ACGCAUUCCGUAGAUUAUUUAAGUUUAACUAUAAUUUUUUAAUUAAUUUGAAAAAAUAAAAAGUGGAAUAAUUAUAAAUAUAUGAAUAGCAAAAUUAAUAGACUUUUUAUGUUUUUAAAAUGGCUUCCGAUCCAUUAAAAGAAAAUGAAGAUUUGAAAGAAAACCAUGAAACGCAACCUAAUACUGAAACAAUAACUGAAGAGCAGGAACAAAAAAAAACAUUAUUUCAAAGCAUAAAUCGGGAACUAAUUCCUCCAAAGUUAUUUUACUUAUUCUUUUUUGGUGCGAACGGCACAUUAAUACCUUACUUGGUUUUGUUUUUUAAACAACUGGGUUUAAGUCCUUCUCAAGUUGGCAUUGUAAGUGGCUUGAAACCUUUUAUUUCUUUCGUGUGUUCUCCACUGUGGGGAUAUCUGGCAGAUAAAUCACGGAGAACCAAGCUGAUAUAUAUCAUCUCGUUGUUAGCAUACAUUGGUGGAUAUCUAGCAUAUUCUUUUGCGCCUCAUUCGCACGUAUGUAAAAUUAAAAAAAAUACUACGUCACACACAUCGUAUAAUCAGCAUGUGCACCGUCGUAAUUUUGAUACUGAUACUCAAACAAAUUUUUAUUCUCGAGAUGCAUCAGCAAAUAAUUUAAAACAUGCUCAUCAAAAAAAGGACAACAUCACUUCAGUUGUUUUAAGAAAGAGUGAUCAUUAUGACCUGUAUCAAAGUUUUUAUCCAGUCGAAGCAGAGACAUCUUUUUUUCAAAUUCCACCUUCUUUGAAUUUUUUUAACUCUUUGGAAUCAUCCCAGGAGAUUGAAUCUGACGAUCAAUAUAUUUCAACCAACUUAGAUAAAAUUACGCCAUUAGACAAAGGGAAAACUCACGAGUUGUUAAAAGAUUCGUGGUCAGUUCAUCUCAGUAAAAUGCCAUGGACCGUUUGCGCUGCUGCCAAGGCCAGCUCUGCGGAAGAGACAAACUACCAACUUGAUAAUAUUGCUGAUUUUAACUUAAAUGGAAUAUUUCACUAUUUAUUGACAGUCACAAUAAUCGCUACUAUUUUUUCGUGUCCUUUAAUAACUAUUGUCGAUACAGCAACAAUUCGUAAGUUAAAGAAAAAAAAUGAGACUCAUAAGUAUGGAAAGCAAAGACUUUGGGGUUCGUUGGGAUGGGGUGUUAGCUCGUUCGGUGUUGGAUCUGUUAUAGCAACAAUAUCGUUAUGUCCAGGGAUUAACAAUGAAGUCAGUUAUUACCCUGCAUUUUACACGUUCACUUGUUUACAACUUAUUGCCUUAUUCAUAGGUCUGAAACUUGACUUUGAAACUGAAGAAGAAAACAAUGCUUCGCUCAACUCUGUUAGUAGAACUGAAAAAAUAUCUCAAGGAUUAAAAUUAUUAAAAAAACCUGUAUAUUUUUUCUUCAUAAUCACGACUUUCUAUGUUGGAGUAGUGAUGUCAAUUAUUAAGACAUUUUUAUUUUGGCACUUAAAAGAUAUUGGAGGAACUCAAAUGUUGUUCAGUACAAUUUCGAUAGUAAACUGCGUUGCAGAGGUUUUUGUUUAUUUUUUCUCUGCAAAAUUCAUAGAAAAAGUUGGACAUAUAAGAGUAUUAUAUAUAGCUUUAGUGUGCUAUUCUUUGAGGUUGUUUUAUUAUGGUUUGUUGCCAAAUCCAUGGUAUGUGUUGGCGGCAGAACCACUGUCAGGUAUUACAACAGCAGCAGCCUGGGCUGCUAUGACAUCAUACGUUGGUUUAAACGCAAACAAUGAGAGUGUUACUACUCUACAAGGGAUUUUGCAUGGAGUACAUUGGGGAUUGGGACAUGGUAUCGGAGAACUCAUUGGAGGGUUCAUGGUAUCGUGGGUUGGUGCUGCCAUGACUUUCAAUAUAUUUGGUGUUUUAACAAUAUUAGAACUGUUAGUAUUUGUAUUAAUAAACCAUUUAAAUUCCCCAAAGGUAGAGAAUGAUUCAGAAAGGACCGAAGUUCAUUAUGGAAUAGCAAACUCUAAUGAUAAUGAAAAAGGACAAUAGCUAGUUUGUGAAUAGAAUUUUAACUUAAUUUAGUAAAUUUUAUUAUGUAUUUAUGUAAUUUUUUAAGCUUGUGAAAUUUUCCAUAUUGUUGUUACUAAUUACUGUAAAAUAAUAUGUAAAUUAUAUUUUUUAAAUAA